Molecule: messenger RNA, 5794 nt
Organism: Mauremys reevesii (Reeves's turtle)
Lineage: Eukaryota; Metazoa; Chordata; Testudines; Geoemydidae
Gene: ZNF711
Product: zinc finger protein 711
Exons: 8
Coding region: 2327-4141 (604 amino acids)
Biological process (GO): regulation of transcription by RNA polymerase II
Cellular component (GO): chromosome; nucleus
Molecular function (GO): DNA-binding transcription factor activity, RNA polymerase II-specific; RNA polymerase II cis-regulatory region sequence-specific DNA binding; metal ion binding
Source: RefSeq, a predicted model, not a curated record
UACAAUACAGUGUUGCAUAGUUUGCUAAAAUAUUUUAAUAUAUAUUUCCUAUACUGUACCAUAUGGUAUAUAAAGUAACAUAUUAAACUUUAGAAAACUUUGCAAAAUUGUAAAACCAUGGGACUUAUAUUGCCCUAAUUUCAUCCCUAUGGGCUUUUUUGGUGGGUGUGAUAUCACCAGCAUAGUGCAUGCUGAGAUAUCACAGGAAUUGGGAGCUGGCAAUCCACAGUGAAUCUGGACAUCACACACCUGAAAACAACUAAAAAAGGUAAGAUUUAAGUUAUAAGUGCUGAAUGCUCCUCUUAUUGUGCUUAUUUAGGAGGAUUCAGCAUAUAUUUCUAAAGCAAUCUGUUUUUUAUUAAAUGGGGAGGCAGCAUUAUCUAAUGUUUAUAGUGGAGAACUCAGAGCCAGGAGACUUGUGUUCUGUUCAUCAUUUUUUACUGACUUACUGUGUGAUGUAGAAACUUUUAUUCCUGACUUAAAACAAAUACUUUAAAAAAUGUGAAUUUAGUAUUCCUAAAGGCACUGGAUUAACAGCCUAUGUAACUGGAGUCCUCUUAAGAAGUCCAUGUAUUGUGUAUGGGUGGUGUUCAAGCAAGCAUCUAGACACUGCUUAUCAUCAAAGAGGAAAUCUCUGGGAAUUAGAAAUUAGUUCAGUUCUCAGUCUCUGCUAAGACUACGGACAAAAUUUAAUUACUGCUAACUAUGUUGGGUUUUUUUCCCCUAAUAUGACUGUCUCUGGAAAGUGGACUUACUUCAUGUAAACUAGCGAAGUAGGUGGUAGAACUUAUAGUUAACUUUUUAAUUGCUACUGAGGUAGAGCAAGAUAUGUUUCAUCAUUCUAGAAGUGAAAACAACUAUAUUCCAUUACCAUUCCUUCAAACCAUCCAGUUUUCCUAAAUUUAUCUAUUAUGUUACAGAUUUAUUUCAGGAGUUGACUCCAAAUUUUGUUACAUUCAGUUUAAGCAUUUUGAGUAUAUUUCAGCUCCACUUAUUAAAAGAGGAGCGGCUUGAUUUUUCAGAGAGUCUAAGUAUAUAUGGUUUAGGACAAACUUGUUGAUUUCUGUUUCAGUUGUAUGCGCUUAGCCCCUCUCAGAAUCAGGCUGAGGAUGUUUGUUGGUUUAGAAAUACUUUUAAUAUUUUAGUUAUUGCAGUAAUGUUGCCUGCUAGAGCAGGGAUUUAGAAUUUUUAACAGAUGUAGUUAAAAAUAAGUUGUAUUAAGAGAUAAGAUACAAUAAACAUCAAUAUACACUAUAUGAAUGUUUCACUUUAUCCCUUACUGAAAAUAUUUAUUUAUUUUUAAAGUAUUUUACAAUGGAGUAUUUUUUUUAACAGGGUCUCUGUUUCAUUGGCACUGGUGCUCUGAUAAAGCAAGAAAGCAACCAACCUCUAAAAUAUUUUAUUCAUUCUUAGAAUUAUAUCAGCAGACACACAGGAACAUUUGGUCAUUUUCAUCACUCCGUACCUUGAAUAUUUUGAAACUUUUUAAAGAAAAUUCAUGUAAUUGAUUAUUCCACUGUUCCUGAUAGGAGGAGGCCUCCACUUUUGAACAGUCUUUAAAGUGUUAACAUAUUUAUUUGGCGUAUUUAAAUUAAUUUUGUGUAAAAGCUGUAAAUUAAGCAUCAUCCAGUUUUCUGUUUUUUAAAGGCAUCAUCUUGAAAUCACAUUUACCUCAAAGUUUUAUACCUAUUAUACUUACAAGUAACCCCUUAGUGUAAAUUUUUCUAUACUUUUGUUUUAUUUUGUACAUCUAACAGCACUUUGUAUAGUCAGUUUCAUUCUUCUCCUGUAUAGUCAGUUUCCAAUACUGCAAAGAUUUACAAAUGGAACUACUCACUUUGGUAGAACAAAUCAUAUGCAGAAAUAUUUGCAAUAUUGAGGACUUAAUUGGAAAAACAUCAAAAAUGGAACAGAAAAUCUUAUAAUUUUUAAAGGAUUUUUAAAUGAAAAGAACCAGGUCAUUAAAGAUGCUUUAUCAGAAAAUUAGUCUGUUCCAAGAUAUUAUAAAAUACUCAGAUGCAAAAUAUUUAAGUAUUUAAAUAUUAGCACCACUUAAUAGACAAAACAUUGGUUGUCUGAGCUCUACCUUCCUUCCUUUCCUUUAAAAGGCACAUGGAUAGUUGGAUUUAGUCUUAUCUCUGGAAACACCAUUCUGAUAACAUGAGCAUGCUCUAAUAAUACAUGCUAUAGCUGCUUCAUAUAAAAAAUGUGUGUCAACAGCCUGAUACAGUUCUGUUUUCAGUAGCUCCAGUAUUUUCUGACUCAUUCAAAGACUUCUGAGAUUCACAAGUUUCAUCAGUGACACCAAAAAAACCUGCUGCAGUUGAUGGAUGAUGUUGGAGAAAAAUUAGACCAUAUUGGAAGCACACCUUUAAAAAUCAGCACUGAGGUUUCACACGAUGAUGUUUCUAAAGACGAUGGGUUUGGUUCAGAAGUUAUAAAAGUGUAUAUAUUUAAAGCUGAAGCUGAGGAUGAUGUGGAAAUAGGAGGAACAGAAAUUGUCACAGAGAGUGACUUUCACAAUGGACAUUCUGUAGCUGGAGUAAUUGAACAGGGAGGUAUAGGCAGAAUGCAGCGAGAGAAGAUGGUUUACAUGGCUGUUAAGGACUCUUCUCAGGAAGAUGAAGAUAUUAGUUGUGCUGAAAUAGCAGAUGAAGUUUAUAUGGAAGUCAUUGUAGGUGAAGAGGAAGCAACAUCACUUCCCGACACACAACUUGAAGACUCUGGUGUGAAUAAAACUUUUGUUCCUGUUGCUUGGGCUGCUGCUUAUGGAGAUGAAAGAAGACUGCCCAGAAGGUAUGAAGACUGUCAAGCAGCAGGAAAUAACUUGGAUACACGAUUAGAAAACAAAAAUGGUAAUGCAGCACAGUACCUGCAAAUCUGUGAUAGCAUUAACACAAAUAGAGCGCUUAAACAAAAAGCCAAGAAGAGGAGGAGGGGAGAAACCAGGCAGUGGCAAACAGCUGUUAUAAUAGGUCCUGACGGACAGCCCUUAACUGUCUACCCUUGUCACAUAUGUGGGAAAAAAUUUAAAUCCAGAGGAUUCCUGAAAAGGCAUAUGAAGAACCACCCAGAUCAUAUGAUUAAGAAGAAAUACCAGUGUACGGACUGUGACUUUACAACUAACAAAAAAGUAAGUUUCCACAACCAUCUGGAAAGCCAUAAACUUAUAAAUAAAGUUGACAAAACCCAUGAGUUUACAGAAUAUACAAGGAGAUACAGAGAGGCAAGCCCAUUGAGUUCUAAUAAACUGAUAUUGAGGGACAAGGAGCCUAAACUACACAAAUGCAAAUACUGUGACUAUGAGACUGCAGAACAGGGACUGCUGAAUAGACAUCUGCUUGCAGUUCACAGUAAGAACUUUCCUCAUGUUUGUGUUGAGUGUGGGAAAGGAUUCCGUCAUCCAUCUGAGCUUAAAAAGCAUAUGAGGACCCACACAGGGGAAAAGCCAUACCAGUGUCAGCACUGUGUCUUCAGAUGUGCUGAUCAAUCCAAUCUGAAAACACACAUAAAAACCAAACAUGGGACUGAUUUACCAUUUAAAUGUGAACACUGUCCCCAAGCAUUCACAGAUGAAAAAGAACUUCUUCAGCACACAGAGUUAUUUCAAGGACAUAAGACUCAUCAGUGUCCACAUUGUGACCAUAAGAGCACCAACUCAAGCGACCUGAAACGACACAUUAUUUCGGUUCACACGAAGGACUUUCCCCACAAAUGUGAGGUGUGUGAAAAAGGCUUCCAUCGUCCAUCUGAGCUCAAAAAGCAUAGUGAAACCCACAAAGGUAAAAAGAUACAUCAGUGUAGGCACUGUGACUUUAAAACUUCAGAUCCUUUUGUACUUAGUGGGCAUAUCCUCUCAGUUCACACCAAGGACCUGCCUUUUAAAUGCAAAAGGUGCAAGAGAGGAUUUAGGCAGCAAAAUGAACUUAAGAAGCACAUGAAGACCCACAGUGGAAGAAAAGUGUAUCAAUGCCAGUAUUGUGAAUAUAGCACUACGGAUGCAUCAGGCUUUAAACGACAUGUAAUAUCAAUACACACAAAAGACUAUCCACACAGGUGUGAAUACUGCAAAAAGGGGUUCCGUAGACCAUCAGAAAAAAAUCAACAUAUAAUGAGGCAUCACAAAGAGGCCAUAAUGUAAUAUAUGAUGUUGAGAAGGAAGCAAUUUAGAAACUGUGAUAUGCUAAUUGGGGAAAAAAAUCUCAUGAACUGUUUCUCCUGGUUUCAAAGCUUGAUAUUAAAUCAUAACUUUACAUUCUUUAUAUUAAAAGUCUUAAAAGUAUUAAGGUUGACAGGGGUCUCAUAGUCCUAAGAUUGUGGCUUAUCAGAACCUAAAGAGCACUAUAGAAUGCAGAAAGAUGGAUGAAUGUCUGAAAGGUUGCAGAAGGAUUGCUGAAUGUCUUCUAUUUAAUAGUAUUAUACAUUGUUAAGCUACAGAGUGAAAAUGAAGAUGAUUGUGUUAACCAUUUAAUCAGUAACAGCAUUUGUCUCCAAUAUGAAAACUUCAGUUGUGGUGGGGUAUUUACAAACUUUUUGUCAAGGCAACCAAUUCUGGCUUUUUAUGCAGUUUUGAAAAGAAUAUAAGGCAAUCACUUGGUCAUUAUGUUUUUAAAUUGUGCCUGGAAAUUGAAUUCCAGAACUGGUCAAAUUUGGGGGUUUCUCCCUUUUUUUUUUUUUUAACAUUUCAUUGGGAAACCUUUUUGUUUCCUUUAUUAGUCUAGGUUCAGUGAGUAAUUUUUUAAAACUAUUUUCAGAGCUGCUAACCUAUUUUAUGGCAGGAUAUGAUGUUAAAAAUAUUGCAUAAUGUUAUGAGCUCAAAGGUGGUGGUCCGGUGCUAGGGUUAAAAAUAUGUAUGUAUAUAAUUUCCCUUUUUUAUCUGAAACUGCAGUUGAAUGUUGUUUAGUAUGGCACAUGACAAAUACCUUUGAAUCUGUCAUUUCUUUUAAAAGGAAAAAAUGAAUGCAGCUGAUAGUGUUGUCUCAACACUGUUUUUUUUUUUUCAUUACUACUUUAAGAUCUCUAAAAAGAGUAUUAAAAAAGAUUCAAAGAACACAAUAGUUUUCUUGAAUUAAAAUACAAAAUACUUAGAGGUUCUUUAGGGCAGUGUUUAUAACAGGUAUGUCUAUUCUAGUCCUACCUGCUCAUAUAAAAUUUUCAGUAUAGACAUAAAAUUGCACCUUUUAAUCGGUUCUUUAAAAAUCUCUACCAUACUAUAAACAUGCAUUUUCAAUCUGUAAGAAAGUAUAUAUGCAGUAUUUAACCAGAAAAAUAUGCUGCCACUAGAGUUUGGAGGUGGAUCUUCAGUUUACAGUGUAUACAUUUAAAAUAUGCAUCCCUUUAAACAAUGCUUUGUGUUAGCAUGCUGCAAAUCAAAUGGCGCUUAAUAUAACAAGCUGGUCUAGGGCUAUUUAAUGAAAAACCUGUUCAUAAAUGUUAUGCAUAUAAUGUGUACUUUUUUACUUUUAGUUGCUUCAUGUUUGCACACAGCUGUUCACAUGAUAAAUUGUAACUUUACUUCAUGCUAUAUUGUGGCUUUGUGUUUCAGAUAAUGUUCAUAUUUUGUUUUUGCACCAGAUGAGAAUCAGUUCCCUGAGAAUAAAUUUUUUUUAUAUUUCUAAACUUCAGAAAGCUAAAUUGGGAAAUCUCUUAGAAAAAUAAGUGUUUUAUGUGGCUGUAAAAAAUGAUGUACACGCUGUAAAAUAAGAUUGUCACUGUUACGUGGGAUUAUUAUUUCUAAAUGUGUUACUCAUCGUAAUGAGCAUACAAUAAAAUGCAUCUCUUGCACUCCAAGGUU